AUUACCCGUCUGCAGCAGAUAAGGAGGACAUCGCCGGACGGGAGCCUCAUUAUCCGCGCUUUGGGGGAUGCGACGCCUCAGAGAGCCGCCGUAAAUCAUCCCCGGAAUCCGCUCUUCUUUCCAACUCCUUCAACGCGGCGCCGGGGAGAUCGGCUGUUAUUUAAUGUGUGAGGCGAGGAGUAUGGAGGGAGCGUUUACUGGAGCAGCAGACCUGCAGGGGUGGCCGGCCGGCGACACUCUAGCGGCCGACACGGCAGAGAGAAGACAACACGGGCCGGCAGAUGUGGGGGACCGGCCACCCCAAAGCUGGAGCACGAAGAGGCAGAAAGCAGCCCCGUCUGCUUUAUCCGGCCCCCUGAAGCCGUGCCCCGAGAACGCUGCCCGGGAGAGGAGCCGCGUCCGCACCCUGCGCCAGGCCUUCCUGUCCCUGCAGGCGGCGCUGCCCUCCGUGCCGCCGGACACCAAGCUCUCCAAACUGGACGUACUGGUCCUGGCCACCAGCUACAUCGCCCACCUCACGCAAACCCUGGACCAGGAGGGCCGCUUCCCGGGGGCCCCGCACCUCAGCAGGGGGUUCCUGCACCCCAUGAAGAAGUGGCCCAUGAGAUCCCGUCUUUACGCCGGAGCCCUGGAGGCAGAAGUGCCUGCGCGAUGCGCCCCGGACCAGGCCUAGGGGCUGAUGAGCUUGAAAGCCAGGAUGGUCUCUUCUUGAUUUCCCCGCCGGCUGCCUCCACGUCUCCUCCCGGCAGAACUUCAUGCGCGGCGUCCGCUUCCCCGCUUGGUGUUUAAUGAUCAAAAUAUAUGAAAAGCGGUAAA
This is a messenger RNA of Spea bombifrons (plains spadefoot toad), 816 nucleotides long. RefSeq names its product transcription factor 23 (gene TCF23). The coding region runs from base 164 to 673 and encodes 169 amino acids. The transcript has 3 exons. Gene Ontology annotation, molecular function: protein dimerization activity; RNA polymerase II transcription regulatory region sequence-specific DNA binding; DNA-binding transcription factor activity, RNA polymerase II-specific. The record is from RefSeq and is a predicted model, not a curated record. Gene Ontology annotation, biological process: regulation of transcription by RNA polymerase II; developmental process. Lineage: Eukaryota; Metazoa; Chordata; Amphibia; Anura; Pelobatidae.